Molecule: messenger RNA, 6198 nt
Organism: Hydractinia symbiolongicarpus
Lineage: Eukaryota; Metazoa; Cnidaria; Hydrozoa; Anthoathecata; Hydractiniidae
Exons: 9
Coding region: 205-6033 (1942 amino acids)
Biological process (GO): immune response
Cellular component (GO): lysosome
Molecular function (GO): cysteine-type endopeptidase activity
Source: RefSeq, a predicted model, not a curated record
UUUCAUUUUUAGUAACUCCGAAAAAAAAAACAAUUCUGGCAUUUAAUAGAAAAUAGUUUCGAACAUUAAAAAUCGAAUAUUAAAUUUCGAAGAAAUUAUAUAUUUAUGGCAAUACAUUUACUUCUCACAAUCCGCAUGAUUUAAAUUUGAAGUAUUAAUUCUCGUAGCUGACUUAUGAAUUUCACUUAAACUGAAAGACUUGUAAUGACGGAAAGAAAGACUUCGAGAUCUGGUGCUUAUCAGUUGCGUCACUUUGUGGUGUCAUUGUUUUGUGUGUUUGCGCUUGUCUGUAUAGUCACCUCUUUAUACAGUAUAACAAAUAAAAUUAGCAGCAUAAGAAGUUCAGUGAAGCGCUCCGCAAGAUCACUUAAAGAGGACUCUGAUGAACUGAACGACCUUAAGAAUAGAGAAGAACCAGAAGAUAAAAAGGAAUUAUUUUCUUCAAAACCUUACAUUCAAAAUAAAUCUGCAGACAUCCAUGCUCCUUCUCGUUCACUGGAUCCACAUAUGUGGUACAGAACUAUACGAAAAAGACCAAAAGAUGCGCAUUUACUUUUACCAGUUGAGUCAUCUUACUUUGCAAAGCAAAAUAAAUCUCAUGAAAUAAAUAACAACAAUCAAGCUGUUCCAGAAACUGGAUCCACUGAACUGGGCCAUGCCUCGAACCAUGAUAUGUCGUUAAGCGAUAAAUCGAAUCAUUUAUCAGAAGAAAAAACACUUCAUGCGUCAAGUGAUGCCUCAACUCGUGUUCCAGGAAGCGAUGCAUUAUCUGGUGUGCCGGUAAGUGUUGCUACAAACAGCAUUAAAAAUGGUAGCGAAAAUAGAGAGGAAAACAAGUAUAGAAAACAUGCGCAAAAAAAAGAAGCAACGAAAUUAAAUAAAAGAAAGAAAAUCGAAGAUGGUAACAUACCGGAGUUUCCUGAAAAUUACCAUGCAUCCGGACUACUAAUUCUACCGCAUAGUGGUAUUGCAGAACCGUUUGAGAUAUGGUAUGCACCGGACGCUCACAAAAGUCGUAUUGAUUAUUAUUAUGGAACCGAUAAGACAUUUCAAAGAGCCGACAGAGGUUCACACGGAGUGUCGUAUAAAUAUGUUCCUAUGUAUAACGAUGUCCAAAAGAGUUUUGAUGGAUGUUGGACUGUCACAGGUACAAAAAACAGACCAGUGAUCCCUCAGAUCAUUACACCAAAUAUAACAUGGUUUCAGUAUAAUGGCACAGAAGUGUAUACCGGUGCUAUGACAACCAAAUGGACUUACCAAUACUACGCUUAUGGUAUGAGAAACCAUCAAACAUUUUGGGUAACAAAGGCAAAGCCCCAUCGUCCAAUUCGAUACGAGAUGUAUGGGUAUGAUAUGAUGCUUGGUUCGUAUUAUGACCACUAUGUGCUGGAGUAUAUCACGUUUGAAAUAUGGAACGGCGAUGAAGAGAUAUUUGAACUGCCUCAAGGGAUUCAGUGUUACAACUGGACAAAUUCGUUAUCAUCCAGUUUGAUUGCCAACCCGAUGCAGGAGUUUACGGCUUUCACGCCAGACAACGCCAUCAACGCUGUUGAACGCUACGAAGAGUAUAAAAUAAAACAUAACAAAUCAGAUAUUGCAUCCGAGGAGGAGAGCAAAAAACGUCAUCACAUAUUUAAACACAAUAUAAGGUAUAUUCACUCACACAACAGGAAAAACGAAUCUUUUAAAUUAAAAGAAAAUCAUUUUCUCGACAUGAGCAAAGAAGAACUGGCUGUCUACCACGGUUCACUCGAAAAAGAUACAAAAAAACACAAAGGUAUCAUUGACAUUGCAAAGCAUGAAAAACACACGGAGCGCAGCUCUCCACCUAAUGAGGAUGAUAUACCUGAUGAAGUGGAUUGGAGAGAUUUCGGUGCUGUAUCACAUGUGAAGGGACAGGGAAUAUGCGGCUCCUGUUACGCCAUCACUGCAGCUGGAGCCGCUGAAGGGGCGUGGUAUCGACAGACAGGAAGACUGGUAGAGGUAUCUCCUCAGCAGUUGGUCGAUUGUAGUUGGGGCUACGGUAACCAUGGUUGUAAAGGUGGCCAUUAUGCUGCAGCGUUGAGUUGGAUAUACGUGCACGGAAUAUCAACAGAUAAAAGCUACGGCAAAUAUCUUGGCCAGGAAGGCUACUGUCAUUUCAACGACACGUGGUUCGGAGCAAAAAUUGACGGUUUUGCUUAUAUCCAGCCAUGGAAUAAAACAGCACUAAAAAGAGCAGUCGCUAAGUACGGACCUGUUGCUGUUUCAGUAAAUGCUGCGCCAUUGUCCUUUCAAUUCUACAGUCAUGGGGUGUACAGCGAUCCGAAGUGUUCGCCUAAUCACACCCAUCACUCAGCGCUGGUGAUUGGUUACGGCAAUCAAAACGGACAAGACUAUUGGCUACUAAAAAACUCGUGGUCUAACACAUGGGGAGAAAAUGGAUACAUUAAGAUUUCUAUGGAUAACGAUUUAUGUGGCGUGACAGAGUAUCCUGUGGCUGUCGUUGUUCAUCACCCGCAAUUCAGAAUGUCUCCGAAAAUUAAAAUAGAAGCUGAUUUAAAUUCGGAUGAUCGAGACAAAGGUAAGCAGAAAUUAAAAUCUGAUAAAAGCAAGGCAAACCAGCUCUUGAAACCUCAUAAAGAAGAUGUAUCUGCCGAAACAGAUUUAUCGGAAAAUCCUCCAAAGAAACCAAAAAUGAAAACUAGCAGUACUGAGGUAGGAUCUAUGAGACCUAAAAUGCCAGUAGCCAAUAAAACAACUAGAAAUGUGUCACAUGAUCUAGAUAGUAACCAAUCACAAAACAACUUAAAAAUACCAAACUCUCAAACCGACACAACUACUCCUGGCUUGAGUCAGAGUCCACUGAAUAAACCAAAAUCUCGACCCACUCAAAAAAAAUUGAAAAGUAAACAUGCACGGAAACCGGCGUCCAAACAAUCCACCCACAAUGCAACAGAACUGCCGAUGAAAGGUGGAGUAAGUAAGGAUGUAAACAAUGUCUCAGAUAAUAAGGCGCAGAAUAAUCAUAAACUAAAAGAUGAGGAAGAUGAUUUCGAUGAGUCUGAAAAGCCAACAGAAAAACAAGAAUUUAAGACGACCCCGCUUAUUACUCCUUCACCCGAGAAGAAGUUGCAUCCAGGGAAAUCUGAAAAGGUCAAAUUAAACAAAGAUGCGGACAAUUCUUCGAACCGUAAAACGCCAAAUAGUCAUAAACUACAAGACGAUGAAGAUGAUUAUGAAUUUAAUGAGUCUAAAAAUCCUACGCAAAAACAAGAAAGUGAAACAACUCCCUUGGCCACUUCUUCACAAAAAGAAAGUAACAACAUUAACUCUCAAGAUUUAAAACAAUCUUCACAAAAGAAAUAUCGAAAUAAAUAUGACGAAUUUGAUGAUGACAAUUUAAAUAAACCGACUCAAAAGGCUACUGGCUAUACAACAUUAAACGGACUGUCAACGGGAAAAACAAACGCAAAUCAUCAAUCAAAAAAUGCAAGCGGCGAUUUUGACGAGGACGAAUCAAACGAGCCAACGAAAUCUGUCAACAGUGAUAUUUCAACCGAAACGUCAACUAAACCGGCACCGAAAUAUAAAUCUCGAAACAAAGAAGACGACCUUGAUGAUCUAGAUCCAGACUUCCACAAAACUUCAACUUCCGAAGACGAAGAGGAAUUAGAACUUAACUUAAUUAAAAACAAACCUACACAAUCGUCACGUGAUAUGGAGUCUGACCAUAUGCAGGCAUCACUCAACAACAAUGCUAACCAAUCAAUGACCUAUUUGACAAAUUCCAAUGUGGAUGUCUCACAACUAUAUGUCAAUCAAACAAAGCUUGCUAAUGAAGAAACAGAAGGAGAUAUAUAUGAUUUAGGAUCUGAACAGCCAACACUACCAGCUCAUCACAAAACACGUAUCCAGACACAUGGAUCGGAAAUAGAAGGGUCAGGAAACCUAAACAUUGCUCGAAAUGUGAGCGAGUUAAAUAACGAAGUAAUGGAGCUACGAAAAUUUCUAUCUAAUUACAAACUAAAUUCUAAGUCGCAUGGUAAGUCAUUAAACGGCACAGAUUCUUCUGCCAUUCGUCCUGGUCAAGAUGACAGCUCACAUCAAAAUCCCAUGCCCAUCCAAUCAUCAAUAUAUGGAACCCAAAAUCAAUCCAGAACCAACUCGCAAGAAGUGACAAACUUUGAUAAAUCUCAAAAUGUCACUUCAAGUAUCGAAAGUAAGGAUGUUUUUACGGUAGCCGAAAAAGCUCUCUUUGGUCUAACACAAGGUGCGGCUGUAUUGUCCGUUUCUCUGGGUAAAAAGAACGAUGAUUCACCUAGACAAAGUGUUCAAGCAACUAAACCGGUCAAGCCUGUUUCACGUUUACCUUUUGUGGGAUUGCACAUCAUGGACGCUCACACAGGUAAUAAUGAAAACACAGAUGAGAUCGAAGAUAUGGAAACCAUUAGUAGGUCUGAAUUAAACACCACGGAAGGUAGUGGACACACAGACGAAAGCGAAAAUAUAGAGGAAAAUAAAAGCAAUCGUGAUAGUGAGGCAGAAACAAAGCCAACGAGUUUCGGGUCAACAACUAAAGCGAAAAAAUUUCCCGCUGACCAACUUCCUCCAAUUUUGCAAUACGCUGGAAAUCUGUACCAUCAAGUUUUGAAAGACGAAAGAUAUCAAGCUAAUGAUCGAGAAAAGCAAAAUGUGCUGACUCAUCAAAAACAUAUUCAUCACAUCGUAAAGAAAAUGGAGGACGCGGCAGCUUAUAUUACAACGCACAAGCCGACGCUGAAUCCCGAGAACGUCGGAAUGUACGGUAACGAGGAUAAACCUUCAAUCCAGCCGAAACGUCCAACUAUUUUAGGAACAAAAAAAUAUGUGAUCAGCCGCGCGACGGAGAGUAUUAAUACAAUCCGGCUUUUUACAACAUCUGCGUCUUCAAACACAAACAAUAACACUAAUUUUGACGAUUCUUCUUUGUUUGGUGAAAACAAAUUACAUUUGAAAGUAAAGAAUAAAAACAAAAUGCGACUUGAUGAUAGACAAGAAGGUGAAGGGAAUGGCGAUACAAGCAGCAAAUACAAUGGUCAUAGGUCUACAAAUUAUAAAGGAUUUUACUUGUCCCAAGAAGAAGGACAUGCGUCAAAAAAUGAAAAAGAUGGCAGAAUGAUUCUAAAAAAUAAUUCCAACAGUGGUUUUCGAGAAAAAGUAAAAGCUGAAAGUAAAGCAAAAGAGGUAAAGCAUCGAAAAAAAGAAGCAUUUUUCGAAACAGCGCAAAAAGAAGCGGUUGAAAAAAGUAACAAUAGUAAAAAAGUUACGGUAAACGAAAGAAGUAAACAAAUGCAAAAAGGAAAAUCGAAAACACAGAAACAUUUCAGUGAAAACAAAAAGCAACUUUAUAAUAAGCAAAAAAGUGAAGUGGCUAAAGAAGAAUAUAAUCGAGGCAAAACCCUCGCAGUUGCUAAGAUGUCCAAACAUAAAAAUUACCAUCCUAUAGUUAAAACCUAUGAAAACAGCAGACGUAAGCCCAAUCAUCAGAAGAAAAAAAUAAAAAAUACCAAAAAUUUGGCACAAGAGGAAAAAAAUUCCUUGAUCACGCUAAAUAAACUGGAAAAUAAAAUAGGCCAUGCGAAACAUAAUGAACUAAAAAGCAAAAAUACAACUAAAAAAAACAAGAAUGCGGCCAAGCUAAGCAACCUGGAAAAAGCUGCGAAAGAAAGUAUGACGAAUUUGUACUCUCGUAUUGACAAAAUGGUUGCUGAAAAGAGAAAGAGAGACGAAAAGAUAACAAAAAACAGCAUUGCGAACAAAAAGAAUACAACCAACCAAGGGAAAAAGUCAAACGCAUCUCGCAUUCAAAAUUAUCCGCCCAAUACCUCUUUAAAUGUUCCAGCAUUGGCCCUUACACCUAUUCAGCAGACACUUCAACAGAAUACCCGACAGGAAAUUGUACCAAGUCUUUUAAUAAAAAAUGCCCCUCGGACAGUUCCACAGAAUUAUACAAUGAGUUCCAACCACGGACGGAAUAUAAAUAGUUCUUACGAACAGCAAAAUUUCGGGUAGAUGACAAUGAGUGAGCAACUAUUUCAAAUGUUUUAAUCAGCAUGUUUCAAAAUAAAAGUUGCGAUUUAAAAGUUUUUAACUGAUUGUAAAUUUUAAUUAUUUUUGAAUUAGUAUGUGUUUAGUCAUCGCUUUUAUAUGGCAGUCGAAUAAUAUGAAGUUUGAUUA